Aspergillus pseudotamarii is the source of this 1249-nucleotide messenger RNA. Its product is annotated as alpha/beta hydrolase. The record is from RefSeq and is a predicted model, not a curated record. The transcript has a single exon. NCBI's taxonomy places the organism in Eukaryota, Fungi, Ascomycota, Eurotiomycetes, Eurotiales, Aspergillaceae. Bases 202 to 1197 code for a protein of 331 amino acids.
GCCAGCUCGAAUGACCGGGGAUGGGUCGAGUGCCUUGAAAUUCUCAGGGAUAACACAGUAUAUUAUCCCCGUAUCACCGAGAGUGUACAUAUAAAUGUCGAGGACUGCCAAGUGGAUGAAGCGCUAACACAGCGGCACUUAAAACCCCUCACUCCUGAUUUCCGGCCAUACCGUACGGCUAGAAUACACAAAUAUAUCAUCAUGCAACUGUUCGUGUUGAAACUAGAGGAUGAAAGAACCCUCACAGGCCGCUCCUUCAUUCCCACGCAGCCUCGAACAUCAGGAACAUCUCGGCUGAUACCCCUUAUCGUCUGUAUACAUGGAGCAAGCUAUGAUUCCGAGUAUUUCGACAUCGACUCUCAGUAUUCCAUAUUCACGCUCGGAGAGACUCUUCAGAUACCCGUCGUUGCGAUCGAUAGACCAGGAUAUGGUGGUAGCACGGCCUACCCCGAUCCAAAAGUCAAGAAUGAAGAUCUCGAAAGACGAUACACUACAUUCGUCCAGGAACAAGGUAAAUACCUCAACUCGACUAUUCUACCAUUGUGGAAAGAAUUUGGAUCCAGUGCAUCCAGUAUGGUGGUACUGGCACAUUCGAUAGGGGGAAUGAUGGCCAUCGUGGCUGCUGCAGAACCGAAAAGUUAUCCUCUGGCAGGGCUGGCCGUGUCUGGAAUCGGCUGCAAGAGCCACAUGCAUGAGUCGCCAAAUCCAAGUCACAGAAAUGAGGGGGAUAGCCAUGGAAGCCGUGACAGCGACCAAGCAGACGAGCAACAAACGCAUAUUCGUUUCAAUCCUAAUGUGAAGGAUAGAUUGAUGCUUAACUUUCCGCCCAAAGCAAAUGAAGUACUGCUUGUCGACCCGAAAGUCUCCUCGCACACAGAGGCCCUUAACAAGCCGGUUCCCCUGGGUGAGCUAUAUGAUGUCUGCACAAUGUGGCAGAGCUACUGGCAUUUGUAUGCCGAGCGGGUUACUGUGCCUUUUCUAUAUGCGAUAGGUGACCAUGAUGGCUUUUGGGACUCUUCGGAAGAAUGCACCAUGCAAUUCACCGAAAUAUUCCGGACAAAGAGUCCUAAGGUUGAGAGUGUGAUUAUACCACUGGCGCCUCACUGUAUGGAGAUGAGCCUGCAGGGUACGGCGUGGCUGUUACGCUGUCUGGGAUUCGCGAUUGAAUGUAUUAUGGGCCAACGUAAGAAACAUUGAUGUGUGUUUUGGGGCUACUAGAAGAUAGUAUGGAUCUAUAACUGCAAUCCCG